UGGUGGAGGAACGGUGAGGGAGAGUAGAAGUGACAGAGUGCGUUGGGAUGACUUGGAAUCUGCCUUUAAAGGACGAAUAAGGACUGGAGUCAUUGCAAACUUGCGACACAAGGACUUGGGCCGUUUCCUGGAAGAUUCCAGAAAAUUGUUUACUGCGAGAGUGAAGCACGCACUUCGAAAGGAUGGAAAUUUGAAGGUGAACGUCGUAUUGUCUUGUAAAUUCGAGACAAUGAAAGCUGGUCAGAUUGUCGAAGAACUAAAGUUCUUCAACACUAAGAACGAAGUUGUUCUACCGUCCACCGAUAUCAGCGACUGGUUCAACACAAAUGUGAAGGAAAAGUUACUAGCCAAGGUUGAAGACUUUCAAGAAAGGGAAUCUGGUUGGUCAUUGGUAGAAAUUAUAAACUUGGCGGUAAACAUCAACAGAUACAUUCCGAUACACGGUGGCCUAUCUACUUUCAUCGAAUUACCGAAGGAGGUGCAAAGUAAGAAAGCAGUCGUAAACAUUAGAAACAACGAUCCGUACUGUUUCCUCUGGUCCGUCACCGCAGCUCUUCAUCCAGUUAAAAAUAAUGUAAGCGUUAUCGGUUCGUACCCCCACUUCAGCUCAGUGCUAAGGUAUGAAGGUUUAAAUUUUCCCAUUGGCUUAAAGGACAUUUCGAAA
This is a messenger RNA of Cephus cinctus (wheat stem sawfly), 664 nucleotides long. RefSeq lists its product as uncharacterized. The record is from RefSeq and is a predicted model, not a curated record. Lineage: Eukaryota; Metazoa; Arthropoda; Insecta; Hymenoptera; Cephidae. The annotation marks the transcript as partial. The transcript has a single exon.